Molecule: messenger RNA, 249 nt
Organism: Paramecium sonneborni
Lineage: Eukaryota; Ciliophora; Oligohymenophorea; Peniculida; Parameciidae
Source: the annotation of a GenBank genome assembly
AUGGAUUACUGGAUAAACUAAAUUAGAAGAAUAUAUAAUUAAUUAAAAAAUAAGAGUAUUUUUUAAUCCUUAAAUAGUAUUGUUUAAAUUCUCAUAAAAUAAAUAUUUUAAUUUUAAAUUAUCUAUUAAAAAUGCUGCUAAAUUUUGACAUUAUGGGCUGAUAAAUGUAAGAAAGCAGUGAAAAAAAUUAUAAAUAAUGCUACUCAAAUCUCUCUGAUCAAUCAGACCUUAUUUUUGAAAGCACUAGAA